This is a messenger RNA of Trichomonas vaginalis G3, 1050 nucleotides long. Its product is annotated as protein serine/threonine kinase protein. Gene Ontology annotation, molecular function: protein serine/threonine kinase activity; ATP binding. Gene Ontology annotation, biological process: intracellular signal transduction; protein phosphorylation. Bases 1 to 1050 code for a protein of 349 amino acids. The record is from RefSeq and is a predicted model, not a curated record. The transcript has a single exon. Lineage: Eukaryota; Parabasalia; Trichomonadida; Trichomonadidae. Gene Ontology annotation, cellular component: cytoplasm.
AUGGAAGAAGCACUGGUUCCGCAGUCAAUAGGAAGCUACCUAAUACGAGAUAAGCUAGGUUCCGGUGGAUUCUCUUCUGUAUUUCAAUCUCUUGAUACUCGAACUCAAAUACCAGUUGCUAUUAAAGUAAUUGAUAAACAUCGAGUAAAUUUACAGUCGCUACAACGCGAAGAGGAUCUCCUCAAAAAGCUCGAUCAUCCAUUUUGUGUUUCUUUUUAUGAAUUUUUCGAAGAUGAACACUAUUAUUAUUUAGUAAUGGAAUACGUCGAAGGAAGAACAAUUUUCAAACUUAUUAAUGCAAAGGGUGCAUUACCAGAAUGGCUUUGCAGACAUGUUUUUUGCCAAUUAAUCUGUGCUUUAGAUUAUUUACACUCAACACUAAAAUGCGUUCAUCGCGAUAUCAAGGCAGAAAAUAUCAUGUUAGACAAUAGUGGCAAUAUUAAAUUAAUUGACUUUGGUCUUAGUAACAUUUUCGAGAGUAAUAAUACACUUUUAAGUACAGUUGUUGGAUCUCCAGCAUAUGCACCUCCCGAAAUGUUCAAUGGCCAGAAAUAUAACGCAAAUACAGAUCUUUGGAGCGCCGGCGUUGUUUUGUAUGCAAUGAGCGUUGGAAAGCUUCCAUUUACAGAUCCGUGCUUCCAGAAGCUCGUACAAAAAAUUACAAUGCUAGAGCCAGAAUAUCCAGAGGAUCUUUCUCCUUUAUUAGUCGAUUUAUUACAUAGAAUGCUUAUGAAGGAUUUCAACUGCCGUAUGUCGAUUGCCAAAAUCAGGGAUCACCCCUGGUUCACGAAAUACCGCUAUUCACCAAUCAUGACGGCUGAUUACGAAAUUGACCAACAUUACAGAAUUCACGGUACAGACGAUGGCGACGAAGAUGUCCUUAAACGACUUCAAGACUUAAACUUCAAUGGAAUACAACUACAGAGACUAGCUCGAAACAAUGUUUAUAGUAGUGAUGUAGCUCCAUUUCAAAUUGUACACAGAUAUAUCAUCAAACAGAAAAUGAAAGGUAUGUAUAAGCAAGCCCAGGAUGAUGCAAACGGGGAUUAA